Molecule: messenger RNA, 930 nt
Organism: Paraglomus occultum
Lineage: Eukaryota; Fungi; Glomeromycota; Glomeromycetes; Paraglomerales; Paraglomeraceae
Source: the annotation of a GenBank genome assembly
AUGCUGAAUAAAAUUAAAAUAAUUGGUAAGAUUUUACUGAACGAAAUAAAAGACGAAAGCGAAAAAAAUGAUAGUGGGCUUGUGAGUGAUUCGCAGGAAACAGAAGGUGAAGUAGAAAAAACAGAGAAUGAAAAAAGAGAACCGUGGUUCUAUUUUAGCGUUGAGGUUCUCUGUCCGAGUGGUUCCCUAACUAUUCUGCGCUGUAUCGCCCAAGGGGAAAUGGCCGAAAGGAUUAAAAAAGAAGUUAAAAAAGAUGAAGUGGUAGAAGUCUGUGGCUAUUUAAGAAACGAAAAAAAUAGCCGUCAGAUAUUAAUAAGAGUAGUAGAGUUUAGUAAAUCUAAUAUAGAUUUUGAGAAAAUUGACGAAGUUAAUUCUAAUCAGGUAAGGUUGAUUGGCAAAAUAAUCACUGAUUUACAAGCCACGGAAAAUAAAUCAAAUCCGGAAACAUUGUCUUUCAGGCUGGCUGCUCCGCGGGAAGGAGUCAAAUCCCCCCUUUUCUUUUGUCGGGUCAAUGAAAAAGAGUUAAUUUCAGAAUUUAAUGAGAAAUUAAAAAAAAGUGAUGUUAUUCUUUUAGAAGGAUAUUUACAAACCCAAAAAAUCUUAGAAGAAAAGGACGGCGAAAAAAAAAUUACUCGUAUUUCUUCAAUUAUCUGCUAUGGGUUUACCCUUCUCGAUAAUGACUCCGCCAAUGUUUUUGGUCCGCUUGAUAAUUUAACCCGGAUAGUCAAAGAGGGAAUCGAAUAUGUCGAUUACAAAGAUGUUGUGACCCUCCGUAAGUUCAUUAAUCGUCAGGGACGAAUUAAUCAUCAUCAAUAUACUCAAUUAGUAGCCAAAACUCAACGGCAAAUAACCCGAGCCAUUAAAAGAGCUCGGCAAAUGGCUCUUCUGCCCUAUACAAUAAUAGAACAAAACGAAGAAAUCCAAAAAUAA